This is a messenger RNA of Manihot esculenta (cassava), 2181 nucleotides long. RefSeq lists its product as uncharacterized. The transcript is spliced from 6 exons. Lineage: Eukaryota; Viridiplantae; Streptophyta; Magnoliopsida; Malpighiales; Euphorbiaceae. The record is from RefSeq and is a predicted model, not a curated record. Bases 1 to 2181 code for a protein of 726 amino acids.
AUGGGUUGGCUACAUUUUUUCCUUCGGACUGGGCCGGUUGGUGAGAUUAGGACUGAAGCCCAGGGGAGGUACGCUCUUCAUUCUUCCAUGGAAGGCUCAAAGCUCCCUGAUGUCCUUAACCUAGAGUCUAGCAUCACUCCAUCCACCCUUAAAAACUUCUUUUCUAGGGAAUACCUGGAUACUCCCCUUUUUCCCAUUCGGGCUUCUUACCAGAAUGAGAGGAUUGUUCUUCCCGAUCCUCCUCCCUCUAGUUUAAUCGACCCGCAGAAGGACCUCAGCUUGGUCUUCUUUGCCAAACAAAGGGAAUACGCUUCUCAAUCAAAAAUGGAGAAGAUUAAAGCUCCUAAGAACUUUACUCUAUCACGGGAGAGCAUGAACGCUGCUCUAGAUGCCCUCCGAGCUGGGCGAUCGGUGGGAGAGACUACCCAGAGGGUGGCUGAAGUCAUUUCCUCCAGGUCGGCUGGCCGGCCUGGUGCUCCAGCUCAAGUUCCUUCUCGAGCUUCUAGGCCAAGCUCCCGAGAGAAGGCUCCAAAGGUUACUGCCAAGACGGCUAAAGGCACCGAACUGGUGAGGGCAGAUUUUGCUUUGCCUUUUGGGGAUGUUUCCGAGGAGAGGCUCGAGACCUCUACAACCGAUGAGAGGGUUCCUGAAGGGGGGAUGGAGAUUAUCCUCGCUGGUGAAAGUGUCCAGGAGGCUUCUGUUGAGGUCGCCCCCGUUACCGAGGAGGGGGAGUCCGGGCCAGUUAAUGAUGCCGUCUCUGAGGGCGUUGUGAAGGGGGCCGGGAGCAAGCGUUCUCCUCCUUCUAAAGUUUCUGCCCCGACUCCUGCUUCUAAGAAGUACCGGACCUCCAAGAGACUAGCUCCAGCUCUGCCUCCUCUUGAGAAGGAGAAAACUUCUGUGGUGCCUCUACUAUCUGCCCCCGACAACGAUAUUUUGAACGCGGAGGAUAUCACUCACCAAUCUCCAGCGAGCGUUGUUGUAGAGAUCUUGCGGGAGCGGAUGUUUGGCGGGACCACAGAAGCUUCGGAUCCUCGUCUGCUUGCUCUCACUGGCCUUUUGGCGAGUUCUACACGAGAGCAAGUAGCAUUCCGGUCUCAGACUCGGGAGGAGCUCGGAGACACAAUUAGGGAGAUGCUUCUGAUGCUGAUGGGCCUCUUUAUGAAGGUGGACGCCCGCGACGAGUCCACUCGGAGCACAGUGGACCGUCGAAUCGAGGAGGUGCGCCUUGAAGAGAAUCUGACUUCGACCAGCGAUGCCCGGGGUUACCUUGCUGCAGCUCAGGAGCAUUUGAAGACCCUUCGGGAGGAGCUGGCCCAUACCAAGGAGGCUCUGGAGGGGGCUGAUAAAAGGGCAGCUGCUGCGGAGGUCCGUCGUGAUGAGGCCUUAGAGCAGUUGUCCUCCUUAGAAGAAGCUCGAAAGGAGAGGGAUGAGGCCAGAGAAGAAGCCCUAGCUCGGGUUGUGGUCCUUGAGCAAGAACUGACCAAGCGUGCUGAUAAUGAAAAAGACCUGGCUCUGGCAGCAGAGGCAUCUAGACUUCAAAACCAGCAUCUCUGCCUGGAAUUCGAGACUCUUAAAAAAAGGUGUUCAGCCUUGCUCGAGGAUGCCAAGCACGCUGAGGACAGAGUCCAGUUGGAGUGUGAGGAACGGCUGAGGGAGUACAAGGAGUCGACAGAGCUAAAAAAGGAGAUUGAACAGGCCUGUGAAGCUCGUCUCCAAAGCUAUAAGGACUCUUCUGAGUUGAAGGUUAAGAUAGCUGAGGCCUGCGAGGAGCGACUUGCGGAAUUUAAAGCCUCUAACGAGAUGAAUAAUGCAAUAUGGCACAAAGGCUUCCGCAUGUUCGUCUCCGAUUUCAAUCGAGGCUUGAGGGAAGCCAGGUAUGCCCCUUCCACCCCGCUAGCUGAACUUCGAGCUGCUGAGGAAGACUCCGAUGGCGAGGAGAUGCUUUACGGGGAGGACGACAAACCCUUGCCCAAAGGAGUUCCUCACACUGCAACUGGGUCUCAUAAAGAAGAUGCCGAGCUGGGGGAGAAAGAUGAGCCUGAGGAGAGCGAUGCUGGACCCCAAGGAGGAGAAAUUGUGCCUUUUGUAGGCAGUAGUGUACAUAAUGAUGUAAAUAAUGAUGCUCCCAAGAAUGUAAGUCCUUUAAGAACAAUUUUUCCUCUAGUAGUCUCAGAGGAUUGA